Messenger RNA from Symbiodinium sp. CCMP2456, 1167 nucleotides. The record is from the annotation of a GenBank genome assembly. NCBI's taxonomy places the organism in Eukaryota, Dinophyceae, Suessiales, Symbiodiniaceae.
AUGACUGUCGAGCGUCCCAACGAUGUGACGGAGUGGUUCGAGUCGGUUCCUCACCUGUUCGCGGAGCAGGAAUGGGAAGUCUGCGAACGUAUUGGUCAGUCGAGCCUGUCCCACUGCCACUGCCCGUGGGGUGGUCGUUUGUUAAAGCUGACCAUCAGUGGUAUCCAGGUGCAGAAUGCUGACACCAGCAAGCUACUGCUCAGGCCGGAGGCUAGAGCAAUGCAUGAGACGCGAUCAUCACUGUGGGGUUGCAUGGAACUGAUUGAGCAGCUGGUCUCGGUUCCCAUCGUUAGCCGACAGACGCUCUGCCGGGCCUGGCCAACAAAUGAAGACACUACCCUCAUGUUCUCCACAAAUCAGUGCGAUCCAGCCGACGCGCUGCUGAUCUGCCGACCCCAAGCAGCUGACCAGGCUGGACUCGUGGGAAUUUUCGCUGUCUCUGCGGAAAAGUUCCACCAAUGGAUGUCGACUAACCGCGCGCUGUGGCUCGACACAGCCCUUCGGGCGGCGACGCACCUAUUGAACCGGCCGGGGAUCACCGACUUGCGUGCCCUGGACGAGAACAUGUACACUGUUCUUAGCAUCCACAGCUGCAAGCGAGGGCCCCCGCUGCUGCCGCUGGCACCUGGUUCAACUGAGCCGGCAGCUGUCACGAUCAAGACAGACGAACGGAGUCAACUUGGCGAAUGGAGCCGCACUCCGUUGGGCCCGGAUGGCAAAUUUCGCUUGGUGAGCUUCGUCAAGCAAUUUGCCGCGAAUCUCGGGAUGCGCCUAAAAGCUUACGAUUCGCUGGACGGCCAGAGGUUGGUUCACUACCAGUGCGCAGUCAGGCGUGACGAGUGGGAGCGCAUCCGAGAGGAAUUCCUUUACGCCUUCCUGGUGCAGAAGCGCGCCUAUCGCCGAGCCAACGGCGGCUCAUGUGCUCCUUGGCUUGCAAUGGAUACUGAACCACGUUUUGCUCCAGACGAUAGACGUGUGGAGGUGGCCAGCCAGAUCAAAUCCAGGCAGCAGAAGCCGUCGCAGCACAAGACGGUGGUGCGUCGCACCUUCAUCGAGGUUGCCGACGACGACAGCACCGAGGAUGAGUUCGCGAUCAUCCGGGAGAGAUCCAACAGACGUGCUAAGACCUUCCAAUCACGCAACUCGUGGUCCUCGGAAUCUGAUUAG